GAGAGAGGAAGGGCGGCAAGGAGAAGUCAGGAGAGAGGAAGGGCGGAGAGAAGACAGGAGCGAGGAAGAGCGGAGAGGGGCAAUGUCGUUCCGAACCCGGUUUUCCGGGUUCCGGAAAAAAAUUCAAGGACGGUGGCGGGAAGGAGUCAGGGGAAAGAGGAGCAGAGGGAUCAGACGAGGAGAGGAAAUGGGAAAGCAGGUGGAGGUAGAUCGGGGAAUCGGAAAGGAGGGAGCCAGAGGAAGCAGAACUGGAGGAGAAAUAAAAAAGAACAGAACCAGAAGAUCGGAGCGGCAACAACUGCGGCGGGGCCAAGUCCUGCGCCGCCAGUUGACAGGACGUUGGCUCGCCUGCAAUCCCUCAUCCCUCCUGGAAGUUCCCCGAUCUUCCACAUCACCAACCUCCACCUGCAUUGA
Molecule: messenger RNA, 414 nt
Organism: Diachasma alloeum
Lineage: Eukaryota; Metazoa; Arthropoda; Insecta; Hymenoptera; Braconidae
Product: octapeptide-repeat protein T2
Source: RefSeq, a predicted model, not a curated record